UAUUAUUAUUGAGAAUAAAGGUUCUUCUUCCCUGUGUUUUCAUACGAUAGAAAAUAUAAUAUAUAGAUGGUUACAAAAUAGUAUUUCAGUUACAUGAAUGACUGAGUACGACGUGUCAUCUUAAAACUGCACUAAAGUGUACUACAUACAUUUGAACCGAUCUACAAAUAAAUAACAAAAUAAAAGAAUUCGUUGAACAUUGAAUGGAAAAAGCCUUCGGCGGGAAAUUUUUUUUCAAAAUUAACUUACAAACUGUCAGGAUUAUUUAUUAUUUUGUUUAAUUUACAAUUAUCAUGUUAUACAUUGUUACAUUGGUGAAUACGAUUAAAUCUGAAUUCGGAAAUAAAUUCAAGGUGUUAUAAUUCGCCUAAUUAUCCGUGGGAGAAAAAAUCCUAAAAAAUGCCAUCAUUACCAUAUGUAUAUACAUCACCAAAUGCAAAAUUUACAGACUACCAGUCACAGCGUUCAAUAAAACGAAAACGAGCUGUUUACGAACAGUUGGAUGUGGACAGUUCCCUGGUCUUCGAUAAUGAUACCUACCAUGCAUCGCCAACAACUCCUUAUAUGAUGGAUAAUAUCACUAAAGAAGAGAGAAGUAAUACCACUACUACUACUACAGUAGGUGAGAUAAACACAACGACAACAGAUACUGUGGAACUGGAACAAACCUCUGCUCCUACUAACACAUCAGUAGCAAUGAAUGAAACUGUGAGUGAAACGACAGAUAUCAACAGAGGAAAACACUCAGCUUCCAUGAAUGCUACUACUACGACAACCACAACCAAUGGUCGAACGAUGACACCACAAAUGACUACUACUACUACCACUACUACAGCUGCCAUCACUAAACUUCCUACAAGACUGGAUGAAAGCGAACGAUAUUCGCCAUGGUCAACAUCACCAGGUCAUCGUAUAUCCCGUAUAGGUGAUAGUGAUUAUGAAACUGCCUUUCAGCCUUUUUCAGCUCCAGUCGAUAUAACGCAUACUAAAAGUGGUCAGGCUACACUGAAACAUCAACAGAUAUUAAGAAGGCAGGCUGAAAAAUCAAAUUAUGGUGGAUUACCCUAUGGUGGUGUUGUUAGUCUUUCAAUAUUGGGUGUAACAUUUGGCCUAUUGUUUCUUCUUUGGUUCUGUAAACGUUGUGUCCUGAGAAAACGUCGAUCGAAGAAAGAUGGCAAGAAGAUGUCAUUGGCUGGUGGGAAGUUGGCUGCUGAUUUGAAAACUGCUGCGCAUCUGUCUGAAGUAUUAAAAAAUCAAGAUAGCGUUGCUCUGAAAUCUGACAUGGAAAUGAAUGAAGCUGAACAAGCUGGUGAAAAAGUCAAACAGUACUGUGGAAAACUUCAAUUCUCACUGGAUUACGACUUUCAGAAGGCUGAGUUAACAGUUGGUGUUAUUCAAGCCUGUGAUCUCCCAGCUAUGGAUAUGUGUGGUACCUCUGACCCUUAUGUGAAAGUGACUUUAUUACCAGACAAAAAGAAGAAAUAUGAAACUAAAGUUCAUCGAAAAAUACUCAAUCCAGUAUUUAAUGAAACAUUUAUUUUUAAAAUUCCCUACGCUGAGAUUACAUCGAAAACAGUUCAGUUCACUGUGUACGAUUUUGAUCGAUUUUCUAAACAUGAUCAAAUUGGACAAAUUAAAGUACCACUGAGCACUGUAGAUUUAUGCAAUGUAAUUGAAGAAUGGCGUGAAUUAAAUCCCCCAGAGGGUGAAGGAGAGAAAGAAAACCGUUUAGGUGAUAUUUGCUUUUCACUGCGUUAUGUACCAACUUCGGGUCGUUUGAAUGUCAAUAUACUUGAAGCGAAAAAUUUGAAGAAGAUGGAUGUCGGUGGACUUUCAGAUCCCUAUGUCAAAUUAUCGUUAAUGUUUAAUGGAAAACGUGUUAAAAAGAAAAAGACCACAAUUAAAAAGUACACACUGAAUCCAUAUUACAAUGAAUCAUUUGCAUUUGAUGUUCCAUUCGAUCAGAUACAAAAAGUCAACCUCAUUGUUACAGUCGUCGAUUAUGAUCGUAUCGGUACCUCAGAACCAAUUGGUCGUGUUGUACUAGGCUGUAAUGCUACAGGCGCUGCUCUACGCCAUUGGUCUGAUAUGUUGGCGAAUCCAAGACGACCAAUCGCCCAAUGGCAUACACUACAAGAUAUGCCAGAAAAGAAUUAACAUGUGAGGACUAAAAACAAGUUGAACAAAAUGCAGAAAAAGGUAUUGCUUACAUACAUCACCGUACAGCCUUUUAAACUAUUUGUUUUCAUUUCAGAGCAAUUUAUGCUGUUAUAUGUUGUUUAAAAAAAUUGUUUAAAAUUAUAUGACGCAAAAACAAAAUACAAUAUAUACAUAUAUCUUUCAAAUAAAUCAGAAAAUGUAUUUUACCAAAGCAAAACUGUUGAUAUCUGUGAGUACAGUGCAAAUUUAUAUAUCUAUAUACAUAAGUAAAUUUUAACAAACUUAUAUAUAAAUACAUAUACACCUACACAAAAAUCGAUACAUUUAUAAGAUAUGCUUAUCUGCAUGCAUAGGGCAUUUUAUCUGCCCUCUCUAUAUAUACAUGUUGCCUAUUUUCAGCAAUAACAGCCCGCUUAAUCACAGACACACACACAUACAGGCAUAAAUUAACAAAAAAGCUAACAAUACAUGCCCAUUUACGCAUAUAACAUUGAAUAUUGAAUAAGCACCAAUUAUUGAGCAUUGAACAAACAUUGAAAUAUUUAACUGACUAACUAACUAACCUACUAACUAACUAACUGACUAAUUUUUGUGUCUACUUUCAUUGGUUGUUUUGUCUUUCUCAAUUAUAAAGAAUCGAGAGCAUAAUAACCAAUAGACGACUGGCUAGCUGGCUGAGUGCCUGCCUACCCGCCUGUCUGCCUGCUCGCCUGCUGCCUAUUAACAAUUAUUUGCCCUGAACAUAUUUUCUGUUAUUUGUUGAAAUAAGGCGUUUAAUUUUAAGACACUAUUAAUUUUACGUCAUAUCUCAAGGCUUCUGUGUCUUUUGUGGUCUUCAUUUGGAUUAAUUUAUUUAAUUUUAUUAUUUUUUUGUGUGUUUUAAUUAUCUUUUUUUGCUUGUAUUUUCGUUUUUGUUUUAUUUCUAUGUUUUGAUGUCCUUCUCUCUGGGUUCGUUCUCCUUCUCAUUUAAUUGUGUUUGUUUAUGUGUAUGACGAAAUUAUUGCAGGUUAAAAAUGCUUAUAUUCAUUUGAUAAUUGAUUUCAUUGGUAAAUGCUUGUGACUCCUGAAA
Trichobilharzia regenti is the source of this 3229-nucleotide messenger RNA. NCBI's taxonomy places the organism in Eukaryota, Metazoa, Platyhelminthes, Trematoda, Strigeidida, Schistosomatidae. The record is from the annotation of a GenBank genome assembly.